AUGCACGAAGAGCCACCAAGCGACGCGCGCUCUGCUGGGCCGGUUCAUAUUAUCAAACCACAGGCUGCACAUACGCACACUGCCAUCGUGCUCCAUGGGCAGGGCAGCAAUGGUCCAGAGUUCGCAGAAGAACUAUUCGCCACUCGUUUAUCUGACAACGGCUCUCUCUCGACAAAAUUCCCAGGAUGGCGUUGGGUUUUUCCAUCGUCCAAGGAGCUCUGGAGCACAACCUUUCAGGAACAUAUGCCUGCCUGGUUCGAGGCGCAGUCUUUGACGGACACCACUCUCAGACAAGACCUUCAAAUCUCGGGUAUUAUGGACUCCAGCGCAUAUAUCCAGGGUUUGGUAGAAGAAGAGGUUAAAAUACUCCAUGGAAAAAAGAGCAAUCUUCUUUUUGGCGGAAUUAGCCAGGGCGGCGCGGUCGCAAUGUGGAUGCUGCUUUGUCGAGGCACGGAAUCCUGGAUCGGAGCCUUUUUCGCAGCCAGCACGUGGCUUCCGUUCGCUGAGAACAUUGAAAAAUUGCUCACCGGCCAAGGAAAUGAAGAGGCUGGCACCGCUGGCCAGGAUGCGGCGCCGAUGAAGUAUGACAGUUUCAUCCGCCAGGCUAUGCAAGAUCCAGAGACUGAACAAUACAUCAAUCCCAUGCGCUCCCAUAUCAAGGUAUUUCUUGGGCAUGGUCUGGAUGACGCAUACAUUGACGUCGAACUUGGGCGUCAGGCUCGCCAUGUGCUUACAGCUGCGGGCUUUAACGUCGAGUGGAAGGAAUACACUGGUGCUGAGGAGGAGGGGCAUUGGCUCCAGGAGCCAAAUGAAAUGGAUGAUAUUUAUCAGUUUAUGCUUAAAUUUUCGGCUUAA
This is a messenger RNA of Cordyceps militaris CM01, 855 nucleotides long. Its product is annotated as Phospholipase/carboxylesterase. NCBI's taxonomy places the organism in Eukaryota, Fungi, Ascomycota, Sordariomycetes, Hypocreales, Cordycipitaceae. Gene Ontology annotation, cellular component: cytoplasm. The transcript has a single exon. The record is from RefSeq and is a predicted model, not a curated record. Gene Ontology annotation, molecular function: carboxylic ester hydrolase activity; palmitoyl-(protein) hydrolase activity. Gene Ontology annotation, biological process: protein depalmitoylation. The coding region runs from base 1 to 855 and encodes 284 amino acids.